This is a messenger RNA of Phyllopteryx taeniolatus (common seadragon), 1359 nucleotides long. RefSeq names its product ADP-ribosylation factor-like 16 (gene arl16). Bases 282 to 734 code for a protein of 150 amino acids. Gene Ontology annotation, molecular function: GTPase activity; GTP binding. Lineage: Eukaryota; Metazoa; Chordata; Actinopteri; Syngnathiformes; Syngnathidae. The record is from RefSeq and is a predicted model, not a curated record. The transcript is spliced from 5 exons.
AUGCUAAUAGCCUAAAAAUAAAAUGAGCAGCAACGAAGUGUGCUUGCUCGUCGGAGCUACGGGCGUCGGGAAAACGUUGCUCUUAAAACGUCUACUCAAUAUCCUUGUUGCUCGUUUGGGAUGCUUCAAAGAUAAGAUAAAGGCUAAAAGAUAAAGGCUUAGCAGCUACUUGCUACUUUGAACGUUUCGCGUAUGCUGGAGUGUGGCAAGAUGAUGAUGAUGAGGAGGAGGAGGAGCACGGCUACUUGCAGCUAAAAAUACGACAAAUCGGACUAUUAGAAAUGAGUUUGCACGGAGCUGUUGACGUGGGUAGCCCUCCACAUACACUCCCAACUGUGGGCACCAACCUGACGGACUUGACGCUGAGGAGAAAGAAGCUGACCGUGAGGGAGCUGGGAGGCUGCAUGGGCCCGAUAUGGCGCAGUUACUUCAACGAUUGCUCCUCUGUCAUAUUCGUGGUGGACUCGGCCAACAUCGCUCAGGUGUCGUCGUCGUGCAUCCAGCUGCUGUCGGUGCUCUCUGCCCAAGCCCUGCGAGACGCUUCUGUACUUAUAAUCUUCAACAAGAGGGACACGCCUUGCACGAUGAGCCUGGCGGAGAUCCGGUCGCUGUUCCGACUGGAUGACCUGGUGGCCUGCGCUCCUCAGCCAAUCAGCACGCUGGAAGCGAGCGCCCGCUCCGGAACGGGACUCCGGGAGGUGUUGACGUGGCUGGAGUCCGUCGCCGCCAAGUGACAUUUAGUUGGCGGAAAAAAGGACGCUACGGUGACGUUUGAUUCAAAUAGUGACGAAAAUGGAGCCGAGGCACUUAUUUAGUCUAUGAAAAAUUGAUGACCAGAAAGUGGCUGAAGAUUGUGGGGCCUUAGGUUGAGGCGAUUCACAACAAAUACGUGAAGGAAACGUUAACGUUCUCUGUGAGGCUGGAGGUGCACACAUUGAAACGAAUUUGUGAACGCUGGCUAGAGUACGCAAGUACCAAUUAGAUCGGACUUUAUUUGAAUUGCACAUCAUGGGGGUGGGGGGUUAUAUCGCUACACAAGUUGAAAUGUUUGUUGUGGUUGUUAUCUUCGUGUGAUUUGAUUUUGCAAAUACUACACUGUUGACAUGGUAAAACUUGGUUAAUUGAACUUGUCAAAAUGGAUGGCAGAAAGCAAACCAUUGUACAUGGACAACAUUUUAUUGGAGUACAACAAUAUGUACGAUUAUUCAUUGUUUUGAUUUAAAGUAAAAGACAGAGCAAGUGUCAUGUUUAUUUUUUGAGAGCCCGUACCAGGAAAAAGAAACAAACAUGGUCGUUUUUGUACCGUAUGUAUAUGAAAUAGUAAAAAUGUUUUUGGGUGAAUAUAGGGAUAUUUUAAUU